Dama dama (fallow deer) is the source of this 1104-nucleotide messenger RNA. Its product is annotated as heterogeneous nuclear ribonucleoproteins A2/B1-like. The transcript has a single exon. Gene Ontology annotation, molecular function: RNA binding. The record is from RefSeq and is a predicted model, not a curated record. The coding region runs from base 1 to 1104 and encodes 367 amino acids. NCBI's taxonomy places the organism in Eukaryota, Metazoa, Chordata, Mammalia, Artiodactyla, Cervidae.
AUGAAGAAAAUGUCAACAUCUGAUCCGUUGGAGAGGAAUGAGAGAGAGAAAGAAGAAUUCCGCAAACUCUUUGUUGGUGGUUUGAGCUCUGAAACCACAGAAGAAGCUCUAUGGAACUACUACCGGCAGUGGGGAUAUCUUACAGACUGUGUGGUCAUAAGACACCCCGCCAGCCAGACAUCAAGAAGGUUUGGUUUUGUCACGUUUUCCUCCAUGGCUGAGGUGGAUGCUGCCAUGGCGGCCAGACCUCAUUUCAUUGAUGGGAAAAGGGUCGUCCCCAAACGCGCUGUCCCAAGAGAGGACUAUGGAAAACCGGGGGCUCUUGUCACUGUGGAGAAGCUGUUUGUUGGUGGAAUUGGGGAAGACACGGGGAAGCAUCAUCUUAGAGAUUACUUUGGGAAAUAUGGAAAAAUCAAAGCCAUUGAGAUUAUUAGUGAUAGGGAGUCUGGAAGGAAAAGAGGCUUUGGGUUUGUGACUUUUGAUGACCACGAUCCCGUGGAUAAGAUUGUGUUGCAGAAAUACCAUACUGUCAAUGGUCAUCAGGCAGAAGUAAGAAAGGCCUUGUCUAGACAAGAAAUGCAGGAACUCCAGCAUUCUAGAAUAGGAAGGGGAGGAGGUAGGGUUCAUUUUCUGUACUUGAAUGAUGAUGGAAAUUUUGGAGCAGGACAAGGAAGGGACUUUAGAGGAGGAUCUGAUGGAGGUGGAAGAGGUGGUGAAUCUGGGGAUGGUGACCAUGGGUAUGGAGGAGGACCAGGAGGUGAUAGUUUGAGGGUUAGUCCUGGUUAUGGAGGAGGACAAGAAGGUUGUGAUGGAGGAGGGCCUGGACAUGGCCACCAGGAUGGGGGCUGUAGAGCUGGUUAUACCAGCUAUGGAGGAAGGAAUGAUGGAAGUCAGAAUUGCAAUAAUUUGGGAAAUUAUAAGCAGAAACCUUCAAAGUACGAGUUAUUGAAGAGUGGAAAACUGAAUGGUAGGAGGAAUAUGGGAGGAUCAUAUGCUGGAGGAAACUUUUGUCCAGGAGGCCAUGAAGGAAGUGGGGAUUAUGAGAAAGAGGCGAUAUUGAGUUUGUUAUUUGACAGGGGCUUGAUUGUAUGUCAGAGAGAAUGA